AUGCACCCGCCCGGCGCCCCGCUCGCCAUGGCCGAGGGCGCCUUCUCGCUGGCCGCCCCGGCGGCGCGGAGCCCCGGGGGAAACCCGUCGAGGCUGCACAGCAUCGAGGCUAUCCUGGGGUUCGCCAAGGAAGAUGGGCUGCUGGGCGCCUUCCCGCCCGACGGCAGCGCCAAGGACACGGACCGGCGGGGGCCCCGGCAUUGCCUGCCCAAGAUGCCCGGAGAGCCGCCGCCGGCCGAGCCCCAGGGACUCGCCGAGCGUUUCCAAGAGCCGUAUUGUCCCGGCAGCGCCAGCCCCGAGCUGCCCGCUGACAGCAGCGGCGAGGGAAAGCCGUCGGAAGAGGAACAGCCCAAGAAGAAGCACCGGCGAAACCGCACCACUUUCACCACGUACCAGCUUCACGAAUUGGAGCGUGCCUUUGAGAAGUCCCACUACCCCGACGUGUACAGCCGCGAGGAGCUGGCCAUGAAGGUCAAUCUGCCCGAAGUCCGCGUCCAGGUUUGGUUUCAGAACAGAAGGGCUAAGUGGAGGCGGCAGGAGAAACUGGAGGUGACCUCCAUGAAGCUACAAGAUUCGCCCAUCCUCUCGUUCAACCGCUCGCCGCAGGCAACACCCAUAGGUCCUCUGAGCAGCAGCCUGCCCCUGGAGACGUGGCUCAGCCCGCCGGUGCCCAGCAGCACAGCCCUGCAGACCCUGCCUGGCUUUGUGGCCUCGCCACAGAGCCUGCCCGGCAGCUACACACCACCACCCUUCCUGAACUCUCCAGCAGUGACCCAUGCGCUGCAGCCCCUGGGGGCCAUGGGGCCACCGCCACCUUAUCAGUGUGGGGCAACCUUUGUGGACAAGUUCCCUUUGGAUGAGGCAGACCCACGGAACACCAGCAUUGCCGCCCUGCGGCUGAAGGCCAAGGAGCACAUCCAGUCCAUUGGCAAACCCUGGCAGACAAUCUGAACUCCUUCUCAGCACCUGGGAGGAAGCCAUGGGGAAGGCACAUCCCAGAACACCGGAGGGACCCUGUUACCCUGCCUUGGCUGCCGCUGAUGGCCAGGCACAGGAGGACUGUCCCUUGCACCAGCCUUUCCCUUAUGCCUUGACAUGCUUUUGUAUUUUGUGGUCCUUUUAAUUCCCUUUUCCAUGACCCCUGAAGAGUUAGGGGCCUGAUCAUAGCUUAGGAAGAACAAUCUCUUUUGCUCUCCCUCCUUGGCUGGAUGCUUUAGUUGCAAUAAAUGCUACAGGAGGGCAAACAGCUGUGUAAGGUGGCUGGGAGCCCAGGACUGCCGUACCUGGGGAGAGGGUUCUGCUUUUGCACCAUUAAAUAGCACCAUCUGCA
Messenger RNA from Hirundo rustica (Barn swallow), 1330 nucleotides. It is a transcript of the gene RAX, whose product is annotated as retina and anterior neural fold homeobox. Gene Ontology annotation, biological process: positive regulation of transcription by RNA polymerase II. Gene Ontology annotation, molecular function: RNA polymerase II cis-regulatory region sequence-specific DNA binding; DNA-binding transcription factor activity, RNA polymerase II-specific. Lineage: Eukaryota; Metazoa; Chordata; Aves; Passeriformes; Hirundinidae. The record is from RefSeq and is a predicted model, not a curated record. Bases 1 to 951 code for a protein of 316 amino acids. The transcript has 3 exons.